Messenger RNA from Thermothielavioides terrestris NRRL 8126, 965 nucleotides. RefSeq lists its product as uncharacterized. Gene Ontology annotation, cellular component: mitochondrion. The coding region runs from base 112 to 846 and encodes 244 amino acids. The transcript has a single exon. NCBI's taxonomy places the organism in Eukaryota, Fungi, Ascomycota, Sordariomycetes, Sordariales, Chaetomiaceae. The record is from RefSeq and is a predicted model, not a curated record. Gene Ontology annotation, biological process: protein stabilization; protein folding; protein import into mitochondrial matrix. Gene Ontology annotation, molecular function: protein-folding chaperone binding; zinc ion binding.
UUCUGAAGCUGGUGAUAGCGCGCUGGUCCACCUGCCUCUCUCUCUGGAUCCCAACCCUGAAUUCUCCUUUCUGCCGCACGACUCUGAACUUCCUCACUCACCCACGUCACCAUGGCCUCCAAUCGCUGCUUCUCCGCGCCGCUGCCAUACCUAGCGCGGGCUUGCACGCCUGCUAGCCGCGCCCUCCUCCGCCCAGCAGCACGAGGGCGACCACAUCUCGCCCGCGCCGCGUCCGCUGCCUUCACCACCUCCUCUGUCCGCCCUGCCCACGGCAUCCCCCGACCGCGCAACACCUCCCCGUUCAUCCAACCCCCCAAACAACCACAGCAACAAAACCAACAACAACAACAAUCACCAGACCCGGAAACACCCGCCGCCGCCACCGCGCCCCGGACCCCCAACAUCCUCCAACAACCGCACUACGAACUGACCUUCACCUGCCGGCCGUGCGGCACGCGCUCGCGGCACCGCGUGUCCAAGCAAGGGUACCACCGGGGGUCGGUGCUGAUCGCGUGCCCGACGUGCCGCAACCGGCACGUGAUCAGCGACCACCUGCGCAUCUUCGGCGACACGGCCAUGACGGUGGAGGACCUGCUGCGCGAGCGCGGCGAGCUGGUCAAGCGCGGCACGCUCGGCGAGGACGGCGACCUCGAGUUCUGGGAGGACGGCGAGGUCACGCCGCGGCAGCCGUGGGAUGAUCACGAUACUUCUUCUUCUGCUGCUGCUGCUGGUGCAGGCGGGCAAAGGGGGCAUGACGGAGGAGAAGAGGCCUCGGUGGAUGAGCAUGCGCCGCCUGGGGCGAGCUUUAAAAGUGUUAAGCCCGGGGAGAGGGAUGGGACAUCGUAGAUGGAAGGUUGAGAAUAGGUAUAGAGCUGUGGUGGCGGUGGGUGUGUGCAGCACAACAGACGGGUGGGGGGUGUAGAGGACGAUGUGUGUAACAUGAGGAAGGCGUUUAAGACGGCGUU